Messenger RNA from Hypanus sabinus (Atlantic stingray), 1388 nucleotides. RefSeq lists its product as uncharacterized. The record is from RefSeq and is a predicted model, not a curated record. Bases 96 to 1103 code for a protein of 335 amino acids. The transcript is spliced from 11 exons. NCBI's taxonomy places the organism in Eukaryota, Metazoa, Chordata, Chondrichthyes, Myliobatiformes, Dasyatidae.
CGGGAAGUGCCAAGUGGGUCCCGGUGUUCGGAGAUAUCCUCGUCCGAGGUCGUAGGAAUUUACAUAUCAUUUGCAAUUCAAGACACUUUGCCUAAAUGCCCCCACAGUCAAGAAUAACAUGUUAUACAGCCUGGGCAAAUGUACGGUGUUCAUCACUUAGCCAUCAGCUUAACAAUGUCUUUACAGAUCUGUUCACGGACAUUCAUUUGAAAUCCUUAUUAGAAAGUUUUACUGGAGGGUCGCCCCAGAAAUUGAGCAGUUUGGCUCAACAUCAAACAAAGCGGCAACUUGUUCUACAAUUUAAGCUGUUCUUAGGAGAACUGCAGAAAGCUGGUAUCGUACCGCAGAAUUGUAACAUUGACUGUGGCCUGAUUUCCAAGAAAAACACCAAAUCCAUAGAUGACCUACUGUGGAAGUUGAUUGUACAUGAUAUUCAGUUCACUUGGGAACGGUCAAGCCAACUGCAGCUCGACAGUGACAAGCUGAUCUGCUCUGUCUGUUUCAAGUGGACACCAAUGGUUAAAUCAGUACUAAAGCAAACAAGAACACCUUUGUCCUUUUUUGCUGGUCUUGAAACUACACUAAACGAAGCAGAAAGGUCUUCUGUCUCUUCUCUGAUUGAAUCAUUUUCUUUGCAAGACAUCGGACCGUUUCCAGGUCGAGAGAUAGCUAAAGCCUUAAACAAGAAAAUCCCCAGUAAAGGCUGGAAUUACUAUCCUUCUGCUGUUGAAUGCAUUCUGGAUCUCAUUAAUACCCAUUUGCAGAUAGCAGCUAAAAGCUGUAAACUGCAUGCGAAAGAUUUCAACGGCUUGGCAGAUAGUCAUGAUUGGUGCUGUUUGGUGAAUUCCUUCAUGCCUGGCACAUUCAUCGUGGAACUACUUCCAGCUGACAGAUGGACUACAAAUCUUGCUUUAAGAACAAUGGAGGCAAUUAUACUUACAUCAACUUCUUUUACUUCACGUGAUCUACUUGAGGCGGACUCGAAGGCUCUCUGUGCCUAUAUGUGUGUUAUCUUUAUGUGUGGCUACAAGUUCAGACAGUCCAUAGCCGUUAUAAACUGCAUUAGAGAGUUGCAACAGAUAGCGAAUCUGUUGGCUGCAUAACUGAAAACCUUUCCUGCGGAAGAUCUGGAGCCAGACCAGUCCGCUCAAAAAAGUGACCUGGAGAAACGGCUAGAAGUGACGAAGAACGAGCUAAGCUGGCUUCAUGCUUCUUUUGAUGUACCAUUCUGUCAGAACUGGAGUGAGCAUGCGACCGAUGUCCAAAAACAGACCCAGGAGACUAUUUCUAAGAAAAUGACUGAACGAUUUGAGAUGGUUAUUGUUCCCAGGUAAUGGAUUACAAACUCAAGAGUAGCAUUUUAUUCUUUUUUCCUCUGACAACUAUUG